Molecule: messenger RNA, 1824 nt
Organism: Glycine soja
Lineage: Eukaryota; Viridiplantae; Streptophyta; Magnoliopsida; Fabales; Fabaceae
Product: beta-amyrin 28-monooxygenase-like
Exons: 3
Coding region: 84-1511 (475 amino acids)
Biological process (GO): sterol metabolic process
Molecular function (GO): monooxygenase activity; iron ion binding; heme binding
Source: RefSeq, a predicted model, not a curated record
UCGGUGACUUCUUUAUAAAGAGUGUUCAACAAUCAACAUUUCUAGAAUACCAUCUAGCAAGCAUAGAAACUUUGUGGCUUGAAAUGGAUUUUUUCAUGCAAUCUUUGUUACUUACUUUGCUCACCUUGGUUGCAUCUAUCUUUGUUUUGCAGAAAAGAAGAAAACUACUAGUACUAGGUAGCACUAAAAGCUUGCCCCCAGGUAGCUUUGGGUGGCCCCUAGUGGGUGAAACCUACCAAUUUUUGUUCAACAAGAUUGAACAUUUCCUUCAAGAGAGGGUUCAAAAGCACUCCUCAGAGAUCUUCCACACACACAUUCUUGGAGAGUCAACAGUAGUUCUUUGUGGCCCUGGAGCAAACAAAUUUGUCUCCACCAAUGAGACAAAGCUUGUCAAGGUCUCGUACAUGAAAACUCAGCGCAGGUUCUUCAUCAUUCCUGAUCAAAGACAUGCACCUAUGCCAAAACCAACACAAGAAGCUGCAUCUGCUGCUCCUGUGAAGAUCUUGGGGAUUCUGAAACCUGAGGGAAUAUCUAGGUACAUGGGGAACAAGAUUGAAUCCACCAUGAACCAACAUUUCAUUACACACUGGGAAGGAAAAAAAGAAGUGAAGGUGUACCCCUUGGUGAAGGCCUUUUCCCUUACACUUGGAUGCCAAUUCUUCUUAGGAAUUGAUGGACCAAAAUUUGCCAGUGAGUUUGAGAACUUGUAUUUUGGUAUCUAUUCUGUUCCUGUGAAUUUUCCAGGCUCCACAUACCAUAGGGCACUGAAGGCUGCAGCUGCUAUAAGGAAAGAGAUCCAAAUUCUGAUCAAAGAGAAGAUCGAUGCUUUGUCCAAGGGGCAAGUUGUGGAUGACCUAAUAGCACACGUAGUUGGUGCUGAGCAGGAUGGAAAAUAUGUGCCAAGACUUGAAAUAAGUAACAUCAUCAUGGGGUUGAUGAAUUCCAGCCACAUGCCAAUAGCUACUACCCUGGCUUUCAUGAUCAAACACAUUGGACAGAGGCCUGAUAUCUACCAAAAAAUCUUAUCCGAGCAUGCUGAUAUUACAAUAUCCAAAGGAUCCGGUACUGCACUAGAUUGGAACAGCAUACAGAAAUUGAAAUACACAUGGGCUGUUGCACAAGAGACCAUGAGACUCUACCCAACUGCACCAGGUGCAUUCAGAGAGGCAAUAACAGAUAUAACCUAUGAAGGUUUUACUAUUCCAAAGGGGUGGAAGAUCUUUUGGGCAUUUAUUGGAACAAAUAAGAAUCCAAAGUACUUUCAUGAACCUGAAAGUUUUGAUCCCUCAAGGUUUGAAGGGAAUGCUCCUGUUCCAUACACUUGGUUACCCUUUGGAGCUGGACCAAGAACUUGCCCUGGAAAAGACUAUGUACGGUUUGUGGUCCUCAAUUUCAUUCACAUUCUCAUAACCAAGUUCAAGUGGGAAGCUAUACUUCCUGAUGAGAAGGUUUCAGGUUCUUCGAUACCUAUCCCAGCAGAGGGAAUUCCUAUACGUCUUCAUCACUACUAAGUUUUCAUGAGUGCAUAUAUUGCGAAGUUUGAAGAAAAUCUUUGGGUGUAUAGUUUAUCUAUCAGUGCAGAUUACAUGGAGAAUAUGACCAAUAUCAUAAUAAAGGUGACAAAUGCCCCAAAGAAAAGGUAAAGUUGGUUAUACGAUUAUAUGUCUAAAUGUAAUGUGUUGAUAAUGUAAUAAGAAUAUUCUCAAUGUAUUCUAGUCAUUUUCUAGAGGGAAAAAAAGUGAUGUUAAGUAGCUAUUAUCAUUUAACAAUAUUAAUAAGUCAUGGUCCAUCCGUACGUGCAAAAUCCUAUUAAUAAAAGAGAUG